AUGAAUGGCCCUGAGGCUGGCCCAGCGCGCGCUAAAGGGCAAGCGAGUAGGGAUGGCCCAUGGGAGGCGCCCAAUGCAGAGCGGAUGGACGUGUCUUGGAUCAUGGAUGGUCAUCAUGCUGGUGCUGUCCAGCCCAGCAAGGGACGAGACGACGAUAAUGGAGCUUGCUCCUCGGGGGAUGCGACCCUGGAUCUGGGAGAGGACUAG
This is a messenger RNA of Clonostachys byssicola, 207 nucleotides long. The record is from the annotation of a GenBank genome assembly. Lineage: Eukaryota; Fungi; Ascomycota; Sordariomycetes; Hypocreales; Bionectriaceae.